GUCAAAAAUGGUCUCGGAAAAUGUAAGCAAAAGGCUGCUGUGGCUGUGUGGCACGCGUGUAUUGUAGUGCGUGGAAGUAGCUAGAAAGCGUGCGAGUGUUUCCUCCUUUUUGUUGUUCGUUCGCGGCGGGAAAGUUUUUCCCUUGUGUCCCCCCGCACACACACAUCGUUCGGUCAUAAAGAAAAGUUUCCGUUCCGUGUGUUACGAAGUGUGCCAUUUUCCCUCCGGUCAGUGCUGUGGGUCGACUGUUGCAACAUACCCACCACCCACCAGUUGGAUGCACAGUCUUGAAUGUUCUGUGUCGGAUGCUGCAACAGGCUGAACGGAAAAAGAUCUACUCGUAGACAGUGGAUUUGCCUCAUCGAACUCCUCUGAAUGCCAACACUACUCCGGUCCACCGAACCAACGAACCGAAGGGGGAGGAGGGGACUGCAAACGAUGCACCCGCGGGGGUGCGGUGAAGGGUUAUGGUUUUUUGUUGAAUUUUAGAUAAGAUAGCCCAGCAAGUCUUCUAUCGCCAGCAGCACCCUCCAGCCAGGAUGGGAUUCGAGUACGAACUGCUGCAACAGCAAGACUCGUCCGAACGCACACAGCCACCGGCCGGCUCGAGGCGCAAGGGCGGCUCGAAGGGCGGCGGUGGACCGGGCGGCAGCAAUCUGCGCUUUUCCUUCAUCUGUCUCGUGGUUAGCGCGUCGCUGCUCAUCUUCCUGCUCGGCGCGUACACCGACUCGUUCCAUCCGAUCAUCGACGGCAUUGCGGGCCGGCUCGGAUACCAUGAGAAAAUCUACGCCGUCGUGAUCGAUGCCGGCUCGACCGGGAGCCGCGUGCUGGCGUUCGAGUUUCACCACGGCACACUGGACGGGCGGCUCGUGCUAGACUACGAGCUGUUCGAGCAGUCGAAACCGGGCCUGUCGGCGUUUGCGGGCCGGCCGGAGGAAGGGGCGGCCAGCAUCGGCAAACUGCUCGACCUUGCCAAGCGCGUGGUGCCGGAGGCGAAGCUGUCCCAGACACCGCUGGUGCUGAAGGCGACGGCCGGGCUGCGAUUGCUCCCGCCUGCCCAAGCGGAAGCACUGCUCGCUGCCUGCCGCGAGCUGUUCAAAUCGUCCGGCUUUCUGGUUAACGCGCAGUCGGUGGAGAUCAUGGACGGUACGGACGAGGGCAUCUUUUCCUGGUUCACGGUUAACUUCCUGCUCGGCAAGCUGACCGGGCGCAACACGGUGGCGGCGCUGGAUCUCGGCGGUGGCAGCACGCAGGUUACGUUUGCGCCGCGCGACGUCUCGCAGACGCCGCUGUACAAGGAAUACAUGCACCGGGUGCCCACGUUCAGCUCGUACGUGGAGGUGUUCACGAACAGCUACCUUGGGGCGGGGCUGCACGCGAUACGGCACGCGGUGUUUACGCACCGGGCGGCCGAAAACCAGACCAAGCUGUCGAGCGAGUGCGUGAAUCCGAUCAUCCACGAGAAGCUGUUCCGAUACGGGACGGGCCAGUACUACAUUAGCGGGAAGGACAAUCCGAAGGCGACGGCCGAGAACCCCGUGGUCGACUACGAGCUGUGCGCGUCGAUCGUAAAGCAGAAGCUGCUGCCGACGCUCAAGCCGAAGCCGGUCACGCUGAAGCAGCACGAAAUAUCGGCCUUCAGCUACUUCUUUGAUCGUGCGAUCGAGACGGGGCUUGUUGAUCCCAUGCAGGGUGGCGAGACGACGGUGGGCGAGUUUGUGAGCAAAUCGCGCGAGGUUUGCGCGGAAGCGAACGCAGACCAACCGUUCAUGUGUGUGGAUUUGGUCUUCAUCUCGACGCUGCUCGAAGAGGGUUACGGACUGAAGGCAAAAACGCCCCUGAAGCUGUAUAAAAAGAUUGACGGACACGAAAUAUCGUGGGCAUUGGGCUGUGCGUACAACAUUUUGACGAGUCGCGAAAAUGCGAUGAAACAUAAGUAGGGUUAUAAGGCAACGAUGGGUUCCAAAACUAACAUUGGAAUCAACUGACGACGCUGAUGCAGUCCAACAUCAGUGGAGAAGAUGCAAUCAGGUGGUAACGCCACAACCGUUACCAACCCCUUUUCGAAUCCGGAGAGAGCGUUUGAGGGGGGAAACGCAGAACGCCAACGAAGCAAUCGGAAGGAAGGAUUAUUAUCCGUUCUUUGAAUCACUCUAUGAGAGAAGGUGGUCAGAAUGGCAGAAGAGAGAACAGACAGACAGAGAGAGAGAGGAAUUUAGAGCAAAAAUGGGAUAUUACUGUAACUAUAUUUAAUUGCUACCCCUAUACAGGUCGUUAUUAUUGAACAUUUUCCACCGAGUUCGCUACGCGAGAUAGAUUGAGAGAGAAAGAGGUAGCAGGAGAAAAAAAAGGUACAGGGUGACAAAGGAAAAGGGAUGUUUUAACACAGGCAUUUAGACAAAACGAAAGGCAACGAUCGGUUCCACAUCCCUACCGAGUUUUACUUUUCCAACCAAAACACCCGUUUUUCACUCCCUUUACUCUCAAUGACAAGUUUUACAAAAAAAAACACACCUCCGAAUCACGUUUUUUACACAACGGAAGCAACAUUAAACGAAAAAAAAAACAACCGGUCCCGCCAUAUAGUAAACAUAGUGAAUUUUCAAAAGACAGAACUAUAUUUUAAUAUGUUAGUAAAAACUGGAGGAAUUAAACAGAAGAAAAAAAGCACAAUCCAUUUGCCAAAAACAUGGGAGGAUGUUGGUGGGAAGAAUGGUACAGUUUUUGGUGUCUCUUUACAAGGAAUCGAAAGGAAACGAAGAAGUAAAAAGAUAAAGGAACCGCGAAGAGUGUGGUUUUUAAACUCGAAAAGAAAACAGCAAACAGACGCUUUUUACAACAAAACUAAACAAAAAAGAACCGUAACUAUAUCCAAGAUGUGCCUUUUUUCUAGUAAAAUUGUUCGUAUCAGUACGUGCGUGCGUGAAGUGAAGAGCACGCUAGAGAGAGGAAAAAGAUUAAGUAAGUGUUAGAGGAAACCAUUCCUAAUGCAAGCACAGAUAUCAUCAUACAGGGUUUUUGAGGAGUUCUCAUAGCUGUGAGACACUGUAUUGACUCUUUCUUACGUGAAAUGAACAUAAUGUAAUGGGAAUUGGACUCUAUAGCACCCUUGUUGGACAAAUCCAAUAUGAAUUUCCAAGGAGCCUGUCCAAAUAGGAUGCAAUAGAGUCCAAUUUCCAUCAUAUGAAGUUCACUUCCCAUAGGAAAGAGACAAGAGAAGUGUCGCACAACUAUGAGAAACCCACUGGAAAACCCUGUAAAUCAUAAGCAUCAGUGACGAGUUUGGUAUCACCAAAUCACCAACGAUCGUAAUUUCGUAGCCAUCAACGCAUAAAAAGAGACAAGAAUCAUGCUAAAUAGACAUACAACCAUUAAACAGCAACAAGAAACAGACCUGUAUAGUGUGUGAGUAGCGUACAGUAAGAGAAAGAGAGAGAGAGAGAAAAUGUGGGGAAAACAGAUAGUAGAAUCAUAGCAAAAGCAAUGCACGCGCCUAGCCGUGCUUAGAACAAAAAAACGUGUUUAGUCUGCACCAACAACCUUUACCGUUUUGCACCUCUCCCUUGCACCCCGAACUCUCUCCCACAUGCCACACGGCACACUUUUAUUUGUGGCAAUCGCGUGAAUCAGCCCAGUGUGUGUAUGUAUUUUAGCUUCCCUUUGUGGCCAGCUGGUUGAUUGUGGUUGAGACAGUGCGUUUUUACCUUUAAUAUCCGUGAUUAGUUGUUGAUGUUGUUGUUUGCUGUUGAUGUUUGAGGUAAGGUGAGAGGAGAGAAGGAAUAGAAAGAGCCCCCCUCCCCCGUUUGUAGUUUGCUAAUAGUGUAGAGUGAUCGUAUAAGCACAAUGUACUGUGAGCAGAGCACAUCCGCAUAUAUGUGUGUGUUUAGAGUGUGUCGUAUCCAUCCCUUGACUCCCAUUUACAUUCCCAUUGGUUCAUCCCAUUCCCUUUUGUGAAAGCUCACGUCUCUGUCCCUGUCCUUAUGAGUUUAAACGCACAUUACGCUAACGGCACUGUCGUCGAUCAUUCAUGGCAGCAAAGGCACAGGCACUUAUGCGGUUUAAAAACAAGCUAGAUUUCAGGCACAGCACACUUUGUUAUCAUUUCAUUAACACAAAUGAAGAAAGAAGGAGGAAAUGCUUUCUGAAUUGCAAUAACGGACGAUCACUAUAAGUGAGACAAACGGUGUAUAAGGCGCGAGAUGAGAGAGAGGAAUGUAUUUGCACCCUUCUGAUGUGGCAAAGGAAAACAAAAUAUAAAAAACAAUUAAUUUGCACCAAUAGAGAAGCUUUCUAUGUACAGGGUUUUUUUGUUUUGUUUUUUAUUAACCUUCUUUAUGAUUUUCUUCCAUCCGAGGACACUCCGAUGCAUCUAUCCGCUACUGCUAAAAAUAAAAGUAAAACCUCAGGACGGUGUGAUACCAAUGAA
Anopheles coluzzii is the source of this 4426-nucleotide messenger RNA. RefSeq names its product ectonucleoside triphosphate diphosphohydrolase 5 (gene NTPase). Lineage: Eukaryota; Metazoa; Arthropoda; Insecta; Diptera; Culicidae. Gene Ontology annotation, biological process: nucleoside diphosphate catabolic process. Gene Ontology annotation, molecular function: UDP phosphatase activity; GDP phosphatase activity. Gene Ontology annotation, cellular component: membrane. The record is from RefSeq and is a predicted model, not a curated record. The coding region runs from base 540 to 1940 and encodes 466 amino acids. The transcript is spliced from 4 exons.